Messenger RNA from Nerophis lumbriciformis (worm pipefish), 1149 nucleotides. The record is from RefSeq and is a predicted model, not a curated record. Lineage: Eukaryota; Metazoa; Chordata; Actinopteri; Syngnathiformes; Syngnathidae.
AUGGAUAUUAGGGCAGAGGAGGGUUCGUACACGAAUAAUCUCAUUGGGACUUUGCUUGCUUUAUUUGGAAACGUACUUGUCAGCAUCUCCCUAAAUAUUCAGAAAUAUGGUCACGUCAGCAUUGUGGGAGCGAAGGACCCACGCAUUUUCUACUACACAAAAACCUGGUGGUUUGGCUUUUUGCUCACCACUUUGGGUGAAGCAGCCAACUUUGUGUCAUACUCCUUUGCCCCCCUCAGCCUCGUAGCACCCCUCAAUGUCGUCUCCAUCAUAACAAGCUUCAUUUUAGGUUUCAUUUUCAUGCAUGAGAAAUCAAAGCCCAAGGAAUUUGCAAAGCGCCACGGGCUGGCUUUCCUGGGUUCCGUCCUGGGUGUCGGAGGAACAUAUCUCUUUGUAGCUUUCGGACCAAACUCGCACGAAAAACUCACAGCGGAAGUCGUAGUGAAACAUCUCGUCGGAUGGCCCGUUCUCGUAUACUUGAUGCUGGAGAUCAUCACGUUCUGCCUGCUUUUAUAUUUCUACAAACAGAGAAAUGCAAACUACCUCGUCGUCAUCCUGCUCCUUGUUGCUUUGCUGAGUUCGGUCACGGUCAUCUCAGUGAAGGCCGUGUCACAUAUGUUGAUAUUGACUCUCGAGGGCUCCAUGCAACUUGACUACCCCAUUUUCAGUGUCAUGUUUGUGUGCAUGGUGUCUUCAGUCAUAUUCCAAGCCAGUUUUCUCUCCCAAGCCUGUAAGCUGUACGACUCGUCUCUGAUCGCUAGUGUCAACUACAUCCUGUCCACCACCUUUGCAGUCUUGGCAGGAGCUGUGUUUUACUUGGAGUUUAAUCAAGAAGACAUCCUUCACAUAAGCAUGUUCUUAUUGGGAACUGCGGCAUGCUUCCUGAGUGUCUUCCUCAUCACCAGAACCAGGAAAAAGAACAAUAAUUUUGAACCUUACGUCACCCUGAACAUGAGUAACGGUGUUCCAACCAUUUUCAGCAAGCGUCCCGAUACCCCAGCUGACUUCACCGGUAGUUUCUCUUAUGGCGCAUUGGUCAACAGCGACAGCAACAUUUCCGCUAAUCAACCUGUCAACAUGGAGCAACCCACCACCAGCUUCAGACCCAUACGAUCAUCUAAUGGGACUUCCAAUAUGAAGCAAGACUAG